Molecule: messenger RNA, 939 nt
Organism: Cyclocybe aegerita
Lineage: Eukaryota; Fungi; Basidiomycota; Agaricomycetes; Agaricales; Hemipholiotaceae
Source: the annotation of a GenBank genome assembly
AUGGGCCUCGUGUUCUCAAUCAUUAGCCAGGCGUUCCCUCCCAAGUCAAAGUUCAACGUUGAGGAUAUCCCCGACCUUUCCGGGAGGGUCGUUAUUGUCACAGGGGCAAACACAGGUGUCGGAAAAGAGACCGUGAAGGCUCUUUUGCAACACAAUGCGAAGGUUUACGUCGCCGCGCGAAGCCAGGACAAGGCAGAACAAGCGAUCCAGGAUCUGAAGGAGCAGACCGGGAAGGAUGGCAUCUUCUUGAAGCUCGACCUGGGGGAUUUGAAGGGGGUCAAGGCGUCUGCUGAGGAGUUCUUGAGCAAGGAGAAAGAGCUCCAUAUUCUAUUCAACAACGCUGGUGUUAUGGUCCCUCCAAUUGACCAAGUCACGACCCAAGACUACGACCUGCAAUUCGGCACGAACGUGCUUGGACACUACUAUUUCACCACCCUCCUCCUUCCUGCCCUCAUCGCCGGAGCAAAGUCCAGCCCGGAUGGCAAAGCGCGUGUCGUGAACACGUCGUCUUCUGCAGCGUACUUUGCGAACACGAUCGACUUCAACACUGUCAAGAACACUGCUGCGCGGAAGAAGAAAGGGACUGGGUCGCUAUAUGCGCAGAGUAAACUCGGCAACGUUCUAUUCGCGAACGAAUUCGGACGAAGAUACGCUGACCAAGGCAUCGUUUCGACUUCUGUAAAUCCAGGAAAUCUCCGUUCGGACCUCCAGCGCCAUCUGUCAGUUUUUGAGCGGACAUUUAUAAAUUGGAUGCUCUACCCAACUUCGUUUGGCGCGCUCACGCAGCUUUACGCUGGAACGUCACCACAAGGGGCUGACAUGAAUGGACAGUUCUUGAUUCCUUGGGCUCGACCUGCGGCGCUACCUUCUGGUGCUCGGGAUCCAAAACUGGGAGAAGAGUUAUGGAAGUGGUUAGAGGAACAGGUGGCGAAGGUUUGA